AUGCGGUCUUGUUACCAUGUCAGUACCAGGUGCAUCCUGUGCUGCUCCAGCUGCCGACGACGCUGCUGUGCUGUCUACAGUCGUCCAUCCUGCCGCUCCACCCUUCAUUGGCUCCGACCCGGAGCUUUGGCUACUGCUGCUCAACAGCUACUUACGGCAUGCCGAAUAACUGCUUCUGCCACGAAGUGCCACCAUGCCGUGUCGAUGCUACCACCUACUGUCGCCAUGGAAGUGCGCCACAUCCUCACGGCGCCCCCGACGGAGGGGCCUUUUGAGAAAUUGUGCUUGGCGUUACGGGCUCGGCUGGGUGCAUCUUCUCGGCAGCAUAUGCAGCAGUUGUUAAGGGACGAAUUCCUCGGCGACUGCAAGCCUUCCCAGCUCCUGCGAGGCCUCCGCCACUUGCUCUCCACCACCAGCACCACGUCGGAAGACCUCAUUCUCCAACCGUUGUUCCUACAGCAUUUACAAGCCAACGCUCAGGCAGCGCUAUCCAUAUUUCCAGAGAACACCUCUCUCAACGUCAUGGCGGAGUCUGCUGACCGCUUCAUGGAAGCGUCUAGUUCUAUGACUGCCAGUGUCUCGUCCGUGACACCAGCACUACAAACCUCUCCUGCCUUGGCACCAGACUAUUCGUUGCCAUCUCCUCAGCCCGAUGAAAACCGGCAGCCGGUCACAGUGCCAGCCUAUCUACUUGACGCUCUCAUUGGUGCCCUUAAUUCUGUUCAGAUAGCUUCACUGUCUCCCUGUGAAUGUCGACACCGCCCAGACAGCCACUGCGGAGAUUCAAGGCAGCGUCACCAGCAGCAAAGCCGAUCGCCCUCGCCUGCAGGCCACAGAUUGUCAGGACAGUCCAACAACCUAUGCUUCUACCAUCACUGCUUCGGUGACUGGGCCCUCCGUUGCCAAUUGCCCUGCUCCUGGUCUGGAAAAGAGUCGUGA
This is a messenger RNA of Homarus americanus (American lobster), 939 nucleotides long. RefSeq lists its product as uncharacterized. Bases 1 to 939 code for a protein of 312 amino acids. The record is from RefSeq and is a predicted model, not a curated record. The transcript has a single exon. Lineage: Eukaryota; Metazoa; Arthropoda; Malacostraca; Decapoda; Nephropidae.